CAGGUGCAGCCCUGUGUUAUUUCAGCAGUCUACAGCUCGCGGUCCCGUUAGCAGCGCGCGGACCGGUGAGCAGCAGAGCGCGCUGGUCUCCAGCAGCGACAGCAGCGUCUCUGGACUCAGGACGCAGCUCACCACAGCACAGCACGGCACGGACAGGAACAGGACGACCACUACUUCAACCUGAAGACUCUUUCUGUGGAUUUGUGGACAGAUCAAAAAACACACUUCUUCUUCUGUUUGUUUAUUUAUGAGUAAGAUACUUUAAUGAUGUCUUCAUCGGUGAGCGGCACAGAGGAGGUGCGGGUGUCGUCGCUGACGCCCCUGAAGUUGGUGGGUCUGGUGUGCGUGUUUCUCGCCCUGUGUCUGGAUGUCGGGUCCGUGCUGAGCCCGGCCUGGGUCACGGCGGACGACCAGUACUACCUGUCCAUGUGGUGGUCCUGCUGGAAGCCCGUCAGCUCCGAGGACUGGUCCUGCAUCAGCACGCUGGUCACCGACUGGCAGAUCGCCACACUGGCCUUGCUGUUGGGGGGGGCGGCCCUCACCCUGCUCUCCUUCCUCGUGGCGUUGCUCUCCCUGUGCUCCGGCUCCAGGAGUCGCUGCUACAAGCCCGUGGCCGUCAUGCUGUUCUCCGCAGUGGUGCUCCAGGUGUGCAGCUUGGUCCUGUUCCCCAUCAAGUUCAUCGAGACGGUCAGUCUGCGGGUGUACCACGAGUUCAACUGGGGCUACGGCCUGGCCUGGGGAUCCACCAUCUUCUCUUUUGGGGGAGCAAUCCUCUACUGCCUCAACCCCAAGAACUAUGAAGACUACUACUAAAAACAUGUGAGACAAGAGGAGACAUUGAGACUCUGUUUCACCCGGUGUCCUCUCAUUAAUAGGAACCCUCAGUCCGUUACACAGUGCACCACCACAGAGUAGAAAAACAGGAAACACAAACGCUUAUUGUUAGUUUCAGGACUGGAAAUGAACUCUUCCAUUUGAUACUGUGAACUCUCAAAAGACUAACCUCACUCACUGGACUGAAGCCCCGUGCUCUCUCAGAAGGUUUGGCAGCAAACCCGACUGAAAAAGAAAUCCAACCCAGCCAGCUUAAUCUGAGAGAAAAUGUCAGCACUCAGAUAACUCGGUGUCCCCUUUAAGUGGAGCUCCAGUAGGUCUUAAAUUUGGGCAGAAAAUCUGGAGGGAACAGAUGGAUUUACUGACCCCAGUACCAGGAUGAAUUGGUGGAAUAAUUAACCAAUCAGAGUAGAGGGAAGGGGAGUAUUGGACCCAGGGAGGAAGACAUCCUACAGAUGUGAUAUCAUGACAAAGUGAGGAAGACAGGGCACACCUAAGGAAAUGCUACAUUUCCCCAGAGAUACACUAUAACUGGAACUUGGCAUAGCCUUCUUCCUCCUGUAAUAGAUCGGUGAAAGCACGUCAUGAAGCUCCAAUAAGAGUCUUUUCUCCUGUCCUAUUUGAGUCUAUUACAAGCAUCAGGGAUACUGAUUAUAAACAGAAGCUACCUAAGACAGUAAAAAAACAUUCCACAGUCACCUCCCAAAUGAUGACAUACUGGUGAGAGGAACAUUUACUGGUUAAUAAAUAGCACAGAGCCGGUCACAUGUAAACAGUGGUUAAACCUGCAGCAUAGCCAGAGUUAUACCGGCUUUUUUUUUUUUUUAUAAAAUGGUUGUAUUAUAUGUAAGUAUGCGCAAUAAGCAUAAUAAAGUAAUAUUCAUUACA
This is a messenger RNA of Sebastes umbrosus (honeycomb rockfish), 1722 nucleotides long. RefSeq names its product transmembrane protein 47 (gene tmem47). Gene Ontology annotation, cellular component: membrane; cell-cell junction. Bases 265 to 813 code for a protein of 182 amino acids. Gene Ontology annotation, biological process: cell-cell adhesion. Lineage: Eukaryota; Metazoa; Chordata; Actinopteri; Perciformes; Sebastidae. The record is from RefSeq and is a predicted model, not a curated record. The transcript is spliced from 3 exons.